AUGCAGGAGCUUUCACGGGAUGGCCUGGGGCUCACGCAAAUCAUGCAGGAGCUUUCACGGGAUGGCCUGGGGCUCACGCAAAACAUACAGGAGCUUUCACGGGAUGGCCUGGGGCUCACGCAAAACAUGCAGGAGCUUUCACGGGAUGGCCUGGGGCUCACGCAAAUCAUGCAGGAGCUUUCACGGGAUGGCCUGGGGCUCACGCAAAACAUGCAGGAGCUUUCACGGGAUGGCCUGGGGCUCACGCAAAACAUGCAGGAGCUUUCACGGGAUGGCCUGGGGCUCACGCAAAUCAUGCAGGAGCUUUCACGGGAUGGCCUGGGGCUCACGCAAAACAUGCAGGAGCUUUCACGGGAUGGCCUGGGGCUCACGCAAAACAUGCAGGAGCUUUCACGGGAUGGCCUGGGGCUCACGCAAAUCAUGCAGGAGCUUUCACGGGAUGGCCUGGGGCUCACGCAAAACAUGCAGGAGCUUUCACGGGAUGGCCUGGGGCUCACGCAAAACAUGCAGGAGCUUUCACGGGAUGGCCUGGGGCUCACGCAAAACAUGCAGGAGCUUUCACAGGAUGGCCUGGGGCUCACGCAAAACAUGCAGGAGCUUUCACGGGAUGGCCUGGGGCUCACGCAAAACAUGCAGGAGCUUUCACGGGAUGGCCUGGGGCUCACGCAAAACAUGCAGGAGCUUUCACGGGAUGGCCUAGGGCUCACGCAAAACAUGCAGGAGCUUUCACGGGAUGGCCUGGGGCUCACGCAAAACAUGCAGGAGCUUUCACGGGAUGGCCUGGGGCUCACGCAAAACAUGCAGGAGCUUUCACGGGAUGGCCUGGGGCUCACGCAAAACAUGCAGGAGCUUUCACAGGAUGGCCUGGGGCUCACAUAAAUCAUGCAGGAGCUUUCACAGGAUGGCCUGGCACUGCCGCAAUGAAGGUAAAAAUGACCUUUGGCAUCCACACACGCUUGAGCGGCUGAAGUCUGCCUCCUUGGAGGGGAAUUGGGUCCUCUGUAUGGUGUCCUAAGUGCCAAAAGCUAGUCUAAUGACCCGUAGUCUGGAAAUAUGUGCACAGCAAGGCCAAGGGCAGCGAUGCAGCAGAUUGUCAGCCAUUUUCAGGGCGCCUCAGCCAUAUGACUGUUCCACAGGCAGAUUUUUAAUCAAAACUGCAACAGCGCAGAUACAAUUUUAAAAACUGCAUGCUGUCCCUGUCAGGGUGUUGCUUGGUCUGCAUGUUCUUUGGGUUUAUCCUAAAAAUAAGGGCUUGGUCUUUGGCUUCCUAGGGAGCAGCUAAAGGGACAGGGUUGGAAAAUAUUGUUUGACGUUUUCUCUCAACUGUUGUGAAAAAAACGCAAAACAAUUACAAGGGAAUGCAAAACUGUUGCGGGGGACGCAAUAAUUUUCCGAGGGAAAGCGAAACUGUUCCCUUUAGGGCUCCGUACCUCACUAACAUACCGCAGCCCUUCCUUCUUUGUGCAGAGCAGUGCCUUCCAGGCCGCAGAUCUUCCCCUACGGUCACGUAUGGACCAGCUCCCCUGUGCCUACACCCCUGUACCUGAUAAUUCCUUAUUUGAGUUUUGCUUGUUCCUUUCUUAGUUCUUACCAGCAGGAUAAGGCUUUAAAGGACCUUUCUAAUGUCUCCAUUUUAUUUUUUCUGUCGUCAAACCCUUCAGUGGGCCUGUGGCUCAUCUACUUGUUUGUUGUGAGCUUUUGCUAAUUAUUUUAAUCGUUAAGGGCAUUUAUCUGUUUCAUAAACCACUCAAGCAAAGCUUGUGUUUGCUGCUACGUUUUAUGCCAUGUGGUCAGAAUUUCAUACUGGAGGAUAUAGUCACCAUUACCGUAGUAAUACCAUGUAAUUUAUGUUUUGGAUGUUGUUCAAGGAGCUGCUAUGACUUCACUGGAAAUGAGUGAUUUCUGCAGAGGUGGAGAGUUCAGGUCCAAGGAGUACAAAUCCAGACCAGGAUUUUGUGUCGACCAACCAGCCGAGUAUAAAGAGUCACAUUGACAGAAUACUCAGCUGGUUGGUUGAAACUAAAUAUUGGUCUGGAUUUGUACUCUCUGGCCCAUCUCCACCUCUGGAUUUCUGUGCCUUCAUCCAGCAAAGUGAGCUCAGUUACCUGAAGGAUAGGACCCAACUGAAGGAGGAUGUUUUUGGAGAUUUCUGGGGCUGCAAAGGUGCCGGCUGAAUUCAUUGCGAUUUUAAGGACCACUUCUGUGAAAAAUACGUGUGCACCUCAAGUGGACCCCACCCCUGUAUUACAUCAUUCUUCUGCUCCUUUACGGAUCUGAGGCUGAUGAUACUUACAUGUUAGCUAUCAGGUCUCAGCGUUUUGCGUUAUACAAGGUGGUUAUUUCUGUAGGAUCAUUAGCUGAUUAUGUGUGUCAUGUAAGACAAUUAAAUCUGAAAGGUACAUCCCAGUCAUGCUGUUGAAUAUACAAAAUGUAACAGUUUUAUUUGUACCACCCAACAUACAGUUUGAAAGUAGAAGAGAUCUCUGUUAGUGCCAGUAUUUAUAUAGAUUUUGAUAUUUCACGUCCUAUUGUAUAUUGUAACCAUACUUUGUCACUGAGGCAGUAGAACUUGUAUUUUUGUUAAUGUAUGGUUAGUUUCUCUGUAGAGUCUCAUAAAACAUUGGUAACUCGAGUAAUAUAUUUUGAGAAAUAAA
Molecule: messenger RNA, 2654 nt
Organism: Brienomyrus brachyistius
Lineage: Eukaryota; Metazoa; Chordata; Actinopteri; Osteoglossiformes; Mormyridae
Exons: 2
Coding region: 1-879 (292 amino acids)
Source: RefSeq, a predicted model, not a curated record